UGAGCGCGCAAUAUAAGCGUGGGGCCCAGCCCCGUGCACAUAGAGUGCGCCGCCGUGGCACUGUAACCAAAGACGCGGCGCGGCCAUGCUCUUCAAGUACUGCGUCUUCGUGGCCCUGGCGUGGGCCGCCCAGGUCAUCGUCGCUGAGCAUGCCGUUUUAAACCUGAGGGGCCACAAGCGGGGUCACAAAAGUGCCGCCGCCGUGGCUGCAGGACUUGGCUCCAUGAAGAUCGUCGGAGGUUUGUCUACCUCCAUAGUGAAACGUGCUUUCAUGGCCAAUGUAGGCAUCGCGAAAGGCAACACGUUCACGCCCCAGUGCGGCGGCACCAUCUUGGACAAGCGUCACAUUCUAUCCGCUGCCCAUUGCUUCAAGGACCGCAAGGUGACCUACCGCGUGAGGGUGGGCUCCAGCCAAUGGGCGUCGGGCGGCCAGCUGGUGGACGUGACCAAGAUCUACGUCCCCAGCCAGUACAACAAGGCCGCGGCGUACGACUACGACGUCGCCGUCCUCAGGGUCAGCAAGGACUUGGUGCUCGGCCAAGCGGUGAAAGCCGUCACCCUGGUGCCGGUCGGCCAGAAGGUGGUCGCCAACACGGAAAUCACGCUCAUCGGCUGGGGUUACACCGACGCCCUCCACUCCGAACCGCUGCCCUCCGCGCUGCGCGAAGUCAAAAUCGAGACCAUUGACCAGACCGAGUGCGAGGACGACUAUUCCGGCUUCGACCUCACCGUCACCGACAGGAUGCUCUGCGGCAUGCGCGCGGAAAAGGACUCCUGCCAGGGCGACUCUGGCGGCCCCGUCUUCAACGACAAGACCGGCCAGCAGAUGGGCAUCAUCUCGUGGGGCAUGGGCUGCGCGCAGAUGGGCUCCCGGGAGUCUUCACCAACCUGGCGCACCGCGACAUCCGGGACUUCAUCGCCAAGGCCCAGAAGGACAAGGCGUGAAGCGGCGCGAAGGGGAAGAGGUGCGUGUACUCGCUGACUUUGUAUUAAGCGUCCGGGUCAGUGGGCCGAGACACCAGCCCGCCCGAGCGCUCCAAAAUAAACGCGAAAACAACGCAGAUACAUGGAAAUUUAGACGACCUUCAUUGCCGA
This is a messenger RNA of Thrips palmi, 1095 nucleotides long. RefSeq names its product mite allergen Der p 3-like. NCBI's taxonomy places the organism in Eukaryota, Metazoa, Arthropoda, Insecta, Thysanoptera, Thripidae. The transcript has 6 exons. The record is from RefSeq and is a predicted model, not a curated record. Gene Ontology annotation, biological process: proteolysis. Gene Ontology annotation, molecular function: serine-type endopeptidase activity. Bases 86 to 982 code for a protein of 298 amino acids.